AUAGCAAAGGACGCCGUACGUACAGGCAGCGGCGCCACGCACCGGCGGCUAAUCCACGGGCCGUGCAAGUCCUAUAAAAACCACCGCGAGUGCCGCCAACCACACCGCACCACACACCUCUCGCUCGGCCCUUUGGCUCUAGCUGGCUAGCUCUGCUAUCGAGCAGUAACUUCGCGGCAGCAGCGACGGCGAGAAGGCGGCUGCGGUUGGGCCGCCGGCGAGGGAGCUGCCAUCAUCAUGCAAGGGGACCAGGCGGAGAAGAGGGGGAAGGUGAAGAAGGGGUGGCUGGCGGUGCGGGUCGGCCAGGCGGAGCAGCAGGGCGACGGGUUCCGGCGGUUCGUCAUCCCCAUCGCCUACCUCUACCACCCGCUCUUCCAGCGGCUGCUGGAGGCGGCGCGGGACACGUACGGCUACGACUCGGCCGGCCCGCUCCGGCUGCCCUGCUCCGUCGACGAGUUCCUCCGCCUGCGCGCGCUCGUCGACCGGGAGACGGCGCACUCCCACUCCUCCUCCUCGCACCGCGUGCACGCCGGCGCCCACCCGGAGCAGGGCUACUCCUUUUCCCCGUGCGCCCGCGCAAAGAUCACCUCCUGAUCAACCAUCCAUCGUCCAGCCCCGGCCGGCCGACUCUCGCCUGUAGAGCACCGGAGCGCUCGAGCGGCGGGAGCCCAUCCACUCAUAUGCCUGGAGACGACAGUCACACAUGUACACGUACAUAGAGAGGGAGAGAGAUACCAGAUACAGAGACGCAUGAGAGGCAGCAGUAGGUGAUUUGUCAGUUAUACCGGCGAGAGCUCUCUAACACUGACCAAGAUUGGAUUGGUCCUUUUUUGUGUUGAUUGGUACCGGGUGACCACAUGAAGAUUGCUGAAGUUAAUUUCUAGGUUCCUAAA
Messenger RNA from Hordeum vulgare subsp. vulgare (domesticated barley), 893 nucleotides. RefSeq names its product auxin-responsive protein SAUR32-like. The coding region runs from base 238 to 594 and encodes 118 amino acids. The record is from RefSeq and is a predicted model, not a curated record. Lineage: Eukaryota; Viridiplantae; Streptophyta; Magnoliopsida; Poales; Poaceae. The transcript has a single exon. Gene Ontology annotation, biological process: response to auxin.